Messenger RNA from Tripterygium wilfordii, 1115 nucleotides. Its product is annotated as ylmG homolog protein 2, chloroplastic. Gene Ontology annotation, biological process: chloroplast fission. The record is from RefSeq and is a predicted model, not a curated record. The transcript has 2 exons. The coding region runs from base 226 to 972 and encodes 248 amino acids. NCBI's taxonomy places the organism in Eukaryota, Viridiplantae, Streptophyta, Magnoliopsida, Celastrales, Celastraceae. Gene Ontology annotation, cellular component: membrane.
AAGUCCAAGUGCCACGCUGUCACCAAUUAACAGUCUAAAUUGGGAAAACAUUAUACGACGCCGUAUUAAUAAAUUCGCAUUCAACCCAGCAAAGUGUUGAGCCUUCCAAUGAAUACCUGCCACGUGGUAGAUACAGCACCGGACAUGAAAGAUCUAUCGCCACCAUAGCCAAAUGCAUGACCGUUAAUAUUAUCUUCUUCCCCUGUCUCAGCCACUCCACCAAAAAUGGUAAUGGAGGCGUCCACGGAGAAUCCGAAGUUUGUAGCGCCCAGGAUUCUGCAGCCCAGUUUGAUGCUCUCGGUCCAAAAUUCUUUUCCGAGGCCCAUUAGAUCAAGUCUUUGUCCACAAAAUUUCAUCCGUCACCUUCACAGCUCUAUCGCUUCAACUUCUCAAAAAUUGCGUCGGUUUCUACACUUGUUUCUCAACGAAAAUCCAAUUCUUAGAAAAAUCCUGUCUGUCCGUUCCGAUUUGAAUCGCACUUUCUCCCAAAUUCAGUGCAGGCACUACAGGAACCAGAACUGCCUAUCCAAUCAUGGCUUCGCCGCCGUUUUGCCGGGAGAUUCCGUGGCAGGGAUUGUGGUGGCUAAUGGUCUCAUGAGUUUCUUGAACUUAUACAACACAUUAUUGAUUGUAAGGCUGGUGUUGACCUGGUUUCCUAACACUCCUCCCGCCAUUGUUAGUCCCCUCAGCACAUUGUGUGACCCGUACCUGAACAUAUUCCGUGGAAUCAUCCCACCAUUGGGAGGGACAUUGGAUCUCUCUCCCAUACUGGCAUUUCUUGUCCUUAAUGCCUUCACAAGCACUGCUGCUGCACUUCCUGCUGAACUUCCUGAAGCAGGAUCACCUCAGGUUGGGUAUUCCUCUCAUGCAAGGUCCGGUGGUCUCACCACAUCACAGAUGAAGUGGAUGAAAAGGCUCUCUGGGAAUCAGUCAAAGAGCUCAGUAAUGGCAUGUAGGUCAUCGUUCUUUUGAGAGGCUAGCAGGUAUAUCAUUCUGUUUGGUGUUGCAAGAGUGAUGGGCCAUGAUUUUCUGCUUAUUUCAUUUAUUUCUGUAAAAUAAUUUUGAAAACAGUGAUAUUGAGAGUUAUAUAUGUUGAAAAUCAACAAGUUUGCUGA